This is a messenger RNA of Truncatella angustata, 759 nucleotides long. RefSeq lists its product as uncharacterized. The transcript has a single exon. Lineage: Eukaryota; Fungi; Ascomycota; Sordariomycetes; Amphisphaeriales; Sporocadaceae. Gene Ontology annotation, molecular function: acyltransferase activity, transferring groups other than amino-acyl groups. The record is from RefSeq and is a predicted model, not a curated record. The coding region runs from base 1 to 759 and encodes 252 amino acids.
AUGUCCCAACACCAAGAUCGUGAACAUGCUCCCCAUUUGCGGAUCUGCGAUACGCAGCCCCGAUUCCACAAGGGUGUUGCGCAUCUGCUCGUGGACUGUUUUCUAGCCGAAGCGGAAACUCUGGACGCUGUCCUACAGCGCCUUGCGACCGUCCUUGAUCAUCCAGCACGUGGCGCCAUGGUGGCAGUUUACUGCGACAGAGAUGGUGUUGACAAGGUCAUCGGUUUUGUUGACAACUUCAUGACAGAAACUCCGUCUGGGAUCAAGCGAUGGGAGAUUGACCUUCUGGCAGUUGAUUCGAAGUGGCAGGGACUAGGAAUCGGCAGUGCCCUGGUCGAGAAGAGCUUCGCAGAGGCAGAAGCUCGACGAGCGAAUCUGACCAGGGCACUUGUUCGGGUAGAUAAUGUUGCGUGCCAGCAUGCGUUUACACGGAAUGGCUUUGGAAGAAUCGAACCUACAUUUGGCCUCUUUGUCGGCAGUGAAGCGGGUGGUGGGAUACAAGCUCAGUUGCCAGAUUACGCUUACCCCGUCCAUGUAGAGACCUGUCUCUACAGAGGCUGUUGGGUUGAAAAGUCCAAAGGCAAUCUGACGGUGGAAGACUUGGAAAGGGCUAGGUCUUAUCUCCACCGCCUUGACCAAGCUGCCGCAGAAAUUAUUGGAGGGCUGGUGCCUCGGGAACAUGACGACGAGAACACUGUAACACGCCCUAAGGGCUACGAUCUUGUAGGCCAUUACGAGUGGUGGGUAAGGCAAGCUUGA